CGCUCCCUCACAGCCGCAAAUGUUCCGCGGGGGAGCGGAGGCAGAGGAGGAGGAGAAGGAGGAGAAGGAGAGAUGCAGGAGCAGGCAGGAGGAGCGAGGACGUGCUCAGAAGGGAGUGUGCUCUCCAACCAUGGACACUGAGCUGCGGAGCAUCCUGCGCCUAUUUGGAAUUAACACUUUUAUUAACACCGCUCACUCUCUGUAGUUUUGCAUGUAUUUAGAAGGAUGUGGGAGAUCCAUGAGUGGAAAGAGAAGACAGAUGACAUUGGAUAUUGUUUUUUCCCUGUGAAGUCCUGAUACUGCUUCACAUUACGCGUGGACAUUUGACUUUUUAGGAGUGAUCAAGUAGAUGCCAGCAUGGAUUUCUUGAAUAUCUCCGCUUUAGAGGAGGGGAUGGAGGCAGACAACAUCUCCACUAACAGCACCUCGCAGAGCAAGUACACCCCUCUCGCCAUCUGGGGUCUAGCCGGACUUGUCAGUUUUCUCAUUUUGUUUACGAUCGUUGGCAAUGUGUUGGUUGUUAUUGCCGUUUUAACAAGCAGAGCUCUGAAACCUCCCCAGAAUCUUUUUCUGGUGUCUCUGGCCAGUGCAGACAUACUGGUGGCCACCCUGGUCAUGCCCUUCUCGCUGGCUAACGAACUCAUGGGCUAUUGGCUUUUUGGCAAGAUUUGGUGUGACAUCUACCUGGCACUGGAUGUUUUAUUCUGCACCUCCUCCAUUGUGCACCUCUGUGCUAUUAGUUUGGACCGCUACUGGUCAGUGACACAGGCAGUAGAGUACAACUUGAAGAGAACGCCAAAGAGAGUUAAAGGGAUGAUUGUAGUGGUCUGGUUGAUCUCCGCUGUUAUCUCCUUCCCUCCAUUGAUAUCAAUGGACAGGAGCAACAAUGAGGCGACCCCCCAGUGUAUUAUCAAUGAUGAGACCUGGUACAUCCUCUACUCCAGUAUUGGGUCUUUUUUUGCCCCCUGUGUCAUCAUGAUCCUGGUCUAUAUCCGGAUCUACCAAGUGGCAAAAACUAGGACUAGAACAAUGUCAGAGAAGAAAAGGGAUGUGGAUUCUCCACAGGAAAACGGUAUGGACCGAACUGAUCAAGGCAAAACCGAUUCAUUUAAGUCUAACCGGGGGGGCAGUGUUAAAGAGCAGGAAUGCGAGAACGGCCACUGCAAGGACCACGCAGCUAGCUCCUCUCUGACCACCACGUCCAAAAAUCCACACACCGACCACCACGACGACUUUGAUGACAGCAGCUCGUCAGAUGAGAAGCCCAAAAAAACUUCAUCGUCCAAAAACCGCAACGAUGACAGAAAAGACCGAAAGUCCAGCCGGAAAAGUAGCUCGGCCUCAAAAUUCUCCAGCAGGAAGUCCUGCGCCAGUUCCAAGUCCAUGGAGCUAUUUUCGUCUCGUCGCAAACGCAGAAGUACGGUUAACAGGAAGAAAGUCUCGGCCGCUCGAGAAAAACGCUUCACAUUUGUCCUGGCUGUGGUCAUGGGGGUUUUUGUUGUGUGCUGGUUCCCCUUUUUCUUCUCCUACAGCCUGUAUGGAAUCUGCAGAGAACUGUGCAAGAUCCCAGAGACUCUGUUCAAGUUCUUCUUCUGGAUCGGCUACUGUAACAGCUCGUUAAAUCCGGUCAUCUACACUAUCUUCAACCAGGACUUCCGCAGAGCUUUCCAGAAGAUCCUGUGUAAGUCCUGGAAGCGCUCUUUCUGAUGGGCUUUAAUAGACACUUCAUCCUGCACAUUCCUAUUUAAGCGCUUCUGAGCUGCAGAGAAAAGUGCUGCGUGGGGAGCUUUCGCACCUUUAACUGUCAGGGAUUGCACUCCAAAUGAAGGGAUACAGAACACCUGAACCAAAGGUGCAGGAAAGGGGUUUAGAAUGCUGCUUUUAUUCAGUGAAUGUCAGGCAUCUUUUUACACUCAAAUAUUUGAGUGCCCCCCAAACGCAUUGAUUUCCUCCUCCCUUCUUUGAAAUACAACACAAACGUCACUGUGAUGGCUGCACCAGGACGAACUGCUCAGGAGACGAAGGGUUCAUUGGGACACUUUAUUUACGUGACCUCGUUCGUUGAACAUAAUGCCAAGACUUUGACAAUCGCCACACCGUCGUUCUCUACCAAACAAAGGAUACUGUGUCUGACUUUACUUUCUUUCUUUCCAAUGGGACGAAGGGGCUCCUUGCUUACUGGUUCAGUGGCAAAAAGAAAAAAAGUGAACCACAAAAAAAUCUCUAUGUGAACUCACUAUAUAAAUCAUAUUCCUGCCUCGCUGGGAUGUUCCUGGCUGCUCAUACAAACUAAAUGACCACCUAACAUCAUUAUGUGUGGACUGGGUGGUAACAUGGAACAAGUUAUCUCCAUACUGGGCAUCUGUUUGGACUUUCCUCUUCAGUGUGAAACAAUAGAUGGAAAACCGUAUCCCCGCUGUGGCAGAUGGGCAUCCAAUGAGGCUCCCUCCGUGUGUGUGAAAAUGUUCGUGUGCAGGAGAAAGAGGUGACUGAAAGCGUAUAACGUGGAAAUGUGUUGUUGAAGUGUGUUAAUCUCCACUGCCAGUCAGUGUGUGUGCGUGUGUGUGUGUGCGUGCAUGCGUCUGUGCGUGUGUGCGUGGUAUAAUUCUGUAUUCGGCAAUGGGACCGAUUCUCUCUGCUCAAGUGUCUUUCUUAUCCUCCUUCAUUUAAUAUCAGGCGGAGUUUACCUUUUCCACCACCAAAGUCAACCACAUUAAAAUCCUCCUUCAUCCUUUGCUUACUUUUAUCUGCUGCUGCUGCUGGCAGACUAACGAAUGCACAUUACACACUUUUAGCCUGUACACCCUUACAAGAUUUCCAUCUUUACAUUUAUAGCCUUAGGUUAAAUGUUUUUUCUUGUAAAUACGUGGAAACAGUACAAUAUUAUUGUGUGGUGCCUCAUUAUCACACAAGUAUUAAGAUGAUGAACAUGCACUAAUGAACAAUGCCGUCAUGGAUCGUGAUGGCACAACCCCCCUCUGUCCUUUUUCUAACAUUUCUGACGAAAAACAAGUGUUUACUUCUCUGCAUAUACGAAAAGAUCAAAUAAAUAUUAUUUUAACUGUGCUUUGCAUGGCUGCAUUCUUCAUUCACGUGAGCUGGUUGCAUAUGUCAGUUGUACUUUUCGUUUAUUGUUGAAGCAACAAUUUGAGGUUGUCUCCUCCGAUGUGCAGGCGUGAUGGAGUGAGGGUGGAUAGGAUGAGGUGGCAAUACAAUUAGGGCUGUCAAAUGAUUAUUUUUAUUCAGAUUAAUCACAAUGUACAAAUGAAUUAAUCCUGAUUAAUCACCAUGUCUGAAAUAUGGCCAUUUUUACUGUAUUUUAUGAACAGAAAGAUAAAUGACAGUACACGAUUAUGUGUAUUUAACAUAAUGUAUGUUUAUUAACAGCUCCAAGUGAACGGAAAAGUCAAAUCAAGCGAAAACACACUAGAGACCAUGAUAUCAUCUGUCUGUCUCUUAGCAAUGUUUCUACAGGUAUUUAGAAGAGCGUUGUCAUUUUCAAACGCAGUACAGAAAGAAUAGUAAAACUAAGAGAUACCACAAUUUUAUCCUACGCAAUUAAAGUGGGUCAUCAUAGCCAUUGCUUUUUUUUUUUGUGUGUGUGGAAAAUGCUUGCUUGUCUAAGCUAAUUUUAUUUUUGUUCAUAAUGUUGCAAAACAAAGAUGUUAAUUUUUGCUUGGGGGGAGGCAUUUAAGAUUGUGACUUUGUUCAGUUUAGUCAGACAAGAUGUAAAGCACAACGCUUUUAUUGUGUAGGCCAGAAGUGUGUUGUCGUGUAAUAUGUGAUGGUGAGACUAAGCUGGAUGUUGAUGAAGUGCCUCUCAAGUCCAUGGCUGUUGUCCUUUCUUAAUGUUACGCUUUCACAAGGACAGCGGCCAUCUUCACUGUACAUCAACCUCGGUUGCACUUUAAUUUUAUUAGCUGCUGUUACUCACGGACGUCCAGUGGUCUUACAACGAUCUGACAAUGAGGUUCGGAGUUCCAGAGUCCACAAAUGCAGCUCGUGUGAGUGUGCUCUGUCAUGUCUUGUUGCACGUGUUGAGGAAGGAUGAGCGUGCG
Dunckerocampus dactyliophorus (ringed pipefish) is the source of this 4058-nucleotide messenger RNA. RefSeq names its product adrenoceptor alpha 2C (gene adra2c). Gene Ontology annotation, biological process: regulation of smooth muscle contraction; regulation of vasoconstriction; adenylate cyclase-activating adrenergic receptor signaling pathway. Bases 358 to 1707 code for a protein of 449 amino acids. NCBI's taxonomy places the organism in Eukaryota, Metazoa, Chordata, Actinopteri, Syngnathiformes, Syngnathidae. The transcript has a single exon. Gene Ontology annotation, molecular function: alpha2-adrenergic receptor activity. The record is from RefSeq and is a predicted model, not a curated record. Gene Ontology annotation, cellular component: membrane.